CACAGUCAAUCACAUCAUCUCCAAGGCAAGGCAAGGAAUAGCCACUGGCUGAGAGUGGCUAAGAUGAAUGGCGCAACAUGGCAAAAAAAGUAACCAAAUGAUAUGUCUGGUGAUAUAUCCAGGGGGGGCAGUAUAAGUAUUUAGUAGAAGUAGACAACCUGCAAGUUCGUAGUCCCCCCUCUUAUCAGUCUCAACCCCGCCUAUUUUAUCUGCCACCUUAUAUUUAGCUUCUUCUUCCUAUCACUAUCUUCGCACUUUCAUCCAUCUGUCAAACCACUCCUGCACUAUUCGCCUACAGACUCUUUACUCUGCACGACGACUUCUGUCUCACCAAACCAGCAAAAUGCCUCUCUACAACGUCACCCUGAAGAAGGACGCUCCCCAGGAGCAACUCGAGAAGGCCAAGCAGCAAGCAAGAGAACAAGGCGGAACCAUCCAACACGAGUACAGCCUCAUCAAGGGCUUCACCGUCGAGUACCCGGAUGACCACGUCAACGCCCUCCAAACCACCGAGCACAUCCACGUCGAACAGGAUGGUGAAGUCCGGACCCAGUAGACGAGACAAUGACGUCCACUGCCUAUCUUUCGAUCGACAAUAUCCGUAUUCGAGUCUGGGGUGGUCAUAAAAACGAACAAAAACAAAAAGAAAGGCUGGAUACCCUGGGAGCGGACGAUGGCAACGGAUAAGGACACUUGAUGGCUCAAUAGUCCUCCGACCAGACUCGUGAUCAGAUACUAGCAGGGGGUGCAUUUGUAUACACGUAUACGUACAUACAACGCGAGCACGAAGUUACGGAUAUUGCGAUCGUUUACGGUGAGGUCGGGUUGCUAUGACCAAGUCCACACGGUGUUCAGAGCAGAUAUCCCGGA
Molecule: messenger RNA, 870 nt
Organism: Aspergillus glaucus CBS 516.65
Lineage: Eukaryota; Fungi; Ascomycota; Eurotiomycetes; Eurotiales; Aspergillaceae
Exons: 4
Coding region: 344-556 (70 amino acids)
Biological process (GO): vacuole fusion, non-autophagic
Molecular function (GO): endopeptidase inhibitor activity
Source: RefSeq, a predicted model, not a curated record